Culex pipiens pallens (northern house mosquito) is the source of this 1984-nucleotide messenger RNA. RefSeq names its product probable RNA-binding protein CG14230. The record is from RefSeq and is a predicted model, not a curated record. Gene Ontology annotation, molecular function: RNA binding. The transcript is spliced from 2 exons. Lineage: Eukaryota; Metazoa; Arthropoda; Insecta; Diptera; Culicidae. The coding region runs from base 140 to 1984 and encodes 614 amino acids.
CAAAAGCACGUGCAGUUGUAAACAAAAUAAAAGUGCGGUUUUGCAGGUGCCCGGAGCAGAUUCCCACAACAAUCUGCCAUCCCGUGCGUCGCGUUCCGAAAAUCGUUCGUUCCCUGGUUGCGUCCGCGAGAUUCCCAAAAUGCCCCUCCACCGUCUGUUCGUGGGCAACAUCCCCGGGGGCACCAGCGAGCAGGAGCUGAAGAAUGAGUUCUCCUCGUACGGGCCGGUGCGUGCGAUCGACCUCAAGUCGAAGGCGAACCCGCUGACCGGUUCCGACGACACGUUUGCGUUCGUAAACAUUGACGUCGACGAGCGGACACUGCGCCAGCUGCUGGACGAGUUCCGGCAGGAGCGGUAUAAAGGGGUAUAUUUGAAUGUUUCGAGGGCGAAGGAAUCGUUUUUGGACCGGUUGAAGCGGGAACGGGAGGAGGCGGAAGCGGCCAAGGAGAAAAGUGGCCUAUUGAAUCCUUAUAAGAAGGAGGAGGUGGAGAGUAAGGUGGUGGUGAAGGAGGCACUUCCGGCGCUGCCGACGAUUGCGAAGGAGGUGGAAUCUUCGAGUGAGGAAUCGAGCGAGGAAAGUGAAGAAGAUGAAAAACCGGUGCCGGUCAGGAGCGCUCCGGUUGUUAGACAGAAGCAGCAGGGUGAGGAAGAUCAGCUGGUCCGGAAGUGGAACCAGGAGACGUACAUCGAGCACGGCAAGCUGAAGAUUGCUUUUACUUCCGGGGAGGUGAAGGAAGUCAUCGACAAGAGCAAGAAUCGACGCCAGCCGGAGAAGGAGCUUGCGGAUAAUGCGCGCCUGGCGGAUGAGAAGCGAAAGCAGGGAUUGACCAAGCUGCAGAGCGCUUACGAGCAGCAGAAGUUGGCCAUUCAGGCGGCACUUGCCGGUGGAAAUGGUCCCAAACGGAACAAGAUUGUCUUUGCCGAUGACGAUGAUGAGGAGGGAACUAAGAAAAAAGUGAAGCUGUUCGAUGAUCAGGAUGAUGGGGACGAUUUCAAGGGAAACUUUACUGUCCGGAAGCAGCUGGCUGAGAACUCUGAAAAGGGCCAACGCUUGUACGAGAUGCAGACGCAGUUCCACGGCGAUUCCCGCUUCAAACUGGACGAGCGCUUCCUGGCGGAUGACGACUCGGCCGCUGGCCGACGCAAGCGAAGAGCUCUCGAGAAGGAAAAGGCCACCCUGGAUCCGGCAGCCUCCGGUGCCAAGCCACCGGCCAACGGCGAACGUCGCAAGCAGAUGGAAAUCCUUUCGAAGAUGACCGGACGCGAAAUUCAGGACGGCGCGCGAAACGUACCGGACCAGAAGUCGAUGCAACGGUUCGAUCCGUCCGCCCAAAAGGGGAAAGAAUCGGCCCGGGUUGAGAAGAAGGCGAAGUUGCUCACCGAAGAGGAAAUCAUUGCUGCGAAAAAGGCCGAACGUUCGGAGGAAACUUUUGCGGUUUCGGAGGAAAAGUUCUUCCAGGUUGCGCAGGACCUCACCCAAGUGAUUGGCCAGAACUCGGGCGGGUUCAGCUUGCUGUCCAUGUUUGGAAGUGCUGCCCGACCGGAAGAAGACGAGGAAGAAGAAGUCGAGCAGGAGAAAUCGUUCGGCAAACCCGCGUACAGCGACGCUCGCUUCAAGUACGAAUCCUCCGAUAGUGAAGACGAGGUGGAGGAAGAGCCAAAGCCGGAAAGUCCCGUCCAGGAGGUUCCGCAAGAACCGGAAGUGCCCUCGAAGAAGAAGGACCGCAAACCCGGCUACUACUCGAAGCAGGGCAUUUGGAAGGAGAACUUUUUCUUCCUGCCGGACGACGUCCGGCUCGAGGAGGGGAGGAAAUUUUUCCUGGAAUUUGCCACCGAACCGGCGGCGGCGGCGGACGCCGGCAGGAAGGAGCAAGCGAGGGACAUUCGGAAGAUUUUCAAGAAACGCCGCAUGCGAGAAACUAAGAACGUAAAUCAGCUGCGGGCCAGGCGCGGUCUGAAACUGAUGAAAGGUAAGCGGAAAUAA